CCUCAAGCAAGCGGUCGGCGGGAGUCAGAUACGAAAUACGUACGACAAGGCGGAAACGCUCGGACUCAGCAAUUGUUUCAACCUGGCACAUGGAGCGUCAAAACCUCCAACGUCGCUGCUGGUGUACCACAACCCUCCCUUGCUAAACCAUUCCAACACGACCGCAUUCCUUCAAUUCCCACUACAGCUAUUGGGGGCAGGUACACGCCACCAGCCACGCAUUACGCACGCUCGCGCCAAACAAACACACAAGAAGACAUCUCCCCACCUUUCUCCAUCCUUGGACCCUUGUCCGUCGAGUACCCCGUACCACGUCGACGUUCCGUUGUUUCCACUUGGCCUUUUGCGCACGAGAGUCAUGAAUGCUCCGCGACGGAAGCGCGCAGAACGGUGAUCGCUUGUAGAGCCCCGAAUACCGAUUCGAUAACCAAGUCAUCACCACAGAGGAGGCUGCGGAGGGUGCAACAUGAGCGGGGCACGGAAGUCCGGAUGGGGCUCGCUGCUAUCUGGCGCUGUCGCAGGCAUUGAGUCGCGACUCGAUACUAUACUGGCAGAAGAUGACCAGGCCAGCGCGAGGUCGAGAGCGGCUGACGCUGCUGCGAAGCAGAAGGCUGCCGAGGAGGCUGCGGCCGAGAAGCAGAGGUUGCAGGUUGAACAAGGUCUAUCACGGAACUCCUCUCGAAGCAGACCCAACUCUAGGUUACAAGACCGCCUGGCGAAGGCUGUAAACAAGGGCGGGGAAAGGCCCAGAUCAAGCAGUGGAGCUUCGUCCGAUAUGCCCUCGCGGCCCGAAAGCCCAGCAUUGCGGAGCCCGGCGGCUGUCUUCGACACGAGUAGAACAAGCAUAGAUUCGAGGGUAUCAGAAGCCGCCCUAGAGCUCCCACCUAGAGAUGACACAGCAAAGGCAGAUGAGACUCAAGUCGAAUCAGCAACACGGGCAUCCACCGAUUCUAUACCCAUGUCUCCACGGGCCACAUCAGUGAUAUCAGAACAGCCUACUUCAAUGGCCAUGCCCUCCAUGUCCAUCCCUUCAAUCCGAACCCCCCAGAAUACCUCCCCCCGCCAGUCCCUCGACAGCAUCCGUUCCCGCCCCUCCUUUGACAUCUCCACACCCGCCGACCUUGACCCUCCCACCUCGCGGUCUCCCGCAGCCGUCGAAGCCGAGUUCAUCUCGCUCCGAAAGACGCACGAAGAGAUGCUGCGCGACCACCGCGAAGAGCACAACUCACAUCUCGAGCGCAUCGACGCCUUACAAUCCAAGCUCACCUACCUCUCGCAACAACUCGCCUCCUCCGCCAAAGCGGCAGCCUCAUCCCCCGAAACCACACCCACGGACAAGAAGCUAGCAGAGAAAGAUGCGCAGAUAGCAGCACUAAUGGAAGAAGGUCAAGCCCUCUCCAAAACCGAACUCAAGCACCUCACCACGAUCAAGAAAAUGCGCACCAAAGCCCAGGAAACUGAUAAAGAAGUCUCCGUCCUCAAACAACGCUUGACCAAAGCUGAAAAAAGCAUUGGGGACGCUGUGGAGAGGGCUAGACGCGCUGAAGCUGCGGAAAAGGCGGCGCAGGAGAAACUCAAGAUCGUGGGCAGGAUUGAAAAGGAUAUUGAGAUUAUUAGAGCGGAGAGAGAGGAGGCUGGGCUGACGAUUGGCGAGCUGAGGAGGCAGCUAAAUGAUGCUCUGCAGAAGGCGGAGGAUGCGGAGAAGCGGGUGCAAAAGGGGGCGUUGGAGGCGGAGAGGAGAGUCACAGCGUCGUUGAAGGAGGAUAUCGACAAUCUGCGCAUCGAAAAGAAACUUGCCGAGGAUCGGGGGAAGAGAGAGUUGCAGGAAGUUCAAGAGGAGGCAACAAGACAGCAGGAGAGAGCUAAGGUCGUGGAGCUAGAAUUGCGCGGCGAGAUUGCUAAUCUUGAGACCAAACUGGAGCUCCUCAGGUCCCGUUCUGAAGAAGUCUCAUCCUCGGCAACAGGCGACUCACAAGCCAAACUCCUUCGACAAGUUGAGACUCUGCAAACUCAAUACGCACUCGCAUCAGAGAACUGGCACGGCAUCGAAAGCACCCUAACGUCCCGCGUCGCCGCGCUUGAAAAAGAACGUGACGAGACAGCAAAGCGUGAAUCUGAUAUACGGCGGAAAGCUAGAGACGUGAAUUCAAAAGCACGGCGCCUAGAAGACGAGCUAGAAAGCAUCAGCGACCACGCUCGCACCCUCGAACAGGACCUCUCUGAACAACGUACCCAGACACAAAAACUUCAAGCCCGUCUGGCGCAUGCAGAAACCGCGACGCAAGACGCGCGCGCCGAUCUAGAGCGCGAGAAGAAAGUCUGGGAAGCCGAUCUACAGCACCGAAUCGAAGAAGAAAAAGCAAAAUGGCGGUUGGAAAUGCAAUCACAUUCUCUGUCUGCAGAAUCUAACUUCCUGCGCACGGAUUCGCCAUCUGCCAUGAACCGAAAACACUCCCCCGACCUCCUCGGUCUGCAUGGCCGACGACCAAUGCCGCGGUCGAUUUCCACAACAGAUAUGCCGCUAAGUCCUAUGGACCGCAUCUUCGAUGAUCGGCGACCGACGAGUAGCCGAAAAUCUUCACAUCAGCCACGGACGCCUGAGAUGGGGACGCCGGCGCGUCAGGACUCUAUUCCGUCUUCGUUGUCUAAUAUGAAUGGUGCUAGUUUGUCUCAGACACCGUCUAUCCAUACUUUUGACCACGACGAACCCUUCGAAAACACGUCCUCACCUCACCGUACCAUCAACGACAUGAUCAGCGUAUCUACCGUCGGUGCUGGUCCCUCCGUCCAACUCGUAGAGCGUAUGAGCGCUGCUGUCCGUCGUCUAGAGUCUGAAAAAGCAACGUCCAAAGAGGAGAUGGCGCGGUUGAUGGCACAGCGGGAUGAAGCACGUGAGGAGGUCGUUGCCCUGAUGCGGGAGGUCGAGGAGAAGCGGGUCCAAGAUGAGAAGAUGGAGAAGAUGGAAAAGGAGUUGAGGAGUAUGGAUGAGCGAUAUCAGACCACACUUGAAAUGCUUGGGGAGAAGAGUGAGAGGGUUGAUGAGUUGAUGGGGGAUGUGCAAGAUUUGAAGAAGAUUUAUAGGGAUUUGGUCGAGUCGAGACUAUGAAUUGGUCUAGGGUUCCUCCUGAGUGCAUGGCAUGGUAUGGCACGGUAUGGCACUUGUUUGGCGGCAUUAGAGCUUGGGUGCUUGGCUGUGUCUGGUGUCUGGUGCCUGGUGCCUGGUUUGCAGUUUUCUGAUUCUUCAUGGUCUGGCACCGACCGAUUUCUUCAAGUUUGAUAGGCGUGGAAACAUCAACAAUUAUUGUAGUCGUAGUUUGCUUCAGCUUCUUUUUCUACCUUCGGGGUUGUGGACAUCUUGG
Lindgomyces ingoldianus is the source of this 3359-nucleotide messenger RNA. RefSeq lists its product as uncharacterized. The record is from RefSeq and is a predicted model, not a curated record. Gene Ontology annotation, cellular component: Golgi apparatus; endoplasmic reticulum. The coding region runs from base 467 to 3106 and encodes 879 amino acids. NCBI's taxonomy places the organism in Eukaryota, Fungi, Ascomycota, Dothideomycetes, Pleosporales, Lindgomycetaceae. The transcript is spliced from 3 exons.